Messenger RNA from Fraxinus pennsylvanica, 2271 nucleotides. NCBI's taxonomy places the organism in Eukaryota, Viridiplantae, Streptophyta, Magnoliopsida, Lamiales, Oleaceae. The record is from the annotation of a GenBank genome assembly.
AUGGCUGAGAAAAGCACUUUUCUAUUUUCCCUUCUUUUUUCUCUGCUCUUCAUUUGUAUAGCAGUUUCUGUUAAUGCACAUGGAGCAUAUUUAGAGGAAAAGAAUGACUGGGUUUCUGGCCCCCAUUUGGUGAAAAAGGAAGAAAGAAAAUCCAUUGUUUCUACUGAAGAUGGAGAGAUUUCAUCUGUUUGGAUUCCCAGUAGGCCGUAUCAUCUUCAAUUCAUUACACUGGAACCAAAUUCUCUGUUACUUCCUGUACUUUUGCAUACAGAUAUGGUUUUCUAUGUCCACACAGGGAGUGGGGAUUUGAGCUGGACGGAUAAAGAUGAACUUAAGCACGCAGAUUUAAGGCGUGGAGAUGUCUACAGAUUGCACCCAGGAACUGUUUUCUUCAUCCAAAGCAGCUUGGAAACUGAACGCUCAAAGCUACGGAUUCAUGCCAUUUUUAUGGGUUCAGAUGAUUUUCCCGGACAAACAACUGAAGCUUAUUCUAGCAUUCGAGAUUUGGUUCUUGGCUUUGAUAAGAAAGUUCUACAAGCAGCGUUUCAGGUUCCCGAGGAAGUGAUAUAUGAGAUGCUAAAUGGGACAAAGCCACCAGCUAUUGUACAUGGUUUUUCAAGAACAAAGAGAACAGCAUGGGAAAUGGAGGCUCAAUUCAUAAGAGACCUUAUCGGAAGCAGAGGUUACAAUAUAUUUGAAUCGAACAGGAAGAAACGGAAGACAACGAAAUUAUUCAACAUUUUCAGUGAAGACAAAGAUUUCAAGAAUUGCAACGGGUGGAGCACAACAGUAACCAGGAAAAAACUGUCUGCAUUAAAGGGUUCAGAAAUUAGUGUAUUCAUGGUGAACUUGACGGCUGGAUCGAUGAUGGGGCCUCACUGGAACCCAAGGGCUACAGAAAUUGCAGUAGUCCUGCAAGGUCAGGGAAUGAUUCGGGUUGUUUGUUCUAGUAUUUCAAGUGAAACCGAGUGCAAAAACGCUAGGUUGAAGGUUGAAGAAGGUGAUGUAUUUGCUGUUCCAAGAUUCCAUCCGAUGGCUCAAAUGGCUUUCAACAAUGGUACAUUUGUUUUCAUGGGAUUUAGUACGUCGGCAAAGAAGAACCAUCCUCAAUUUUUAGCAGGAAAGGCUUCGGUCCUCCGGACUCUAGACAAAGAGGCGUUGGCUGCAUCAUUUAACAUUGACAAUACUACUUUGGAUCGGCUUUUGGCUCCACAACGUGAAUCAGUUAUCUUGGAUUGUACAUCAUGUGCCGAGGAAGAAUUGAGGUUGUUGAUGGAAGAGAUAGAAAAGGAAAAGGAAGCGGAGAGGAAAAGGGAACAGGAGGAAGCAAGGAAAGAGGCAGAAGAAAAGAGGAGGAAGCAGGAGGAAGCUAGAAAGAGAGAGGAGGAAAAAGCUAGGAAGGAGGAAGAAGAGAGGAGAAAACGAGAAGAGGAAGAGGAAGCUAGAAAGAGAGAGGAGGAAAAAGCUAGGAAGGAGGAAGAAGAGAGGAGAAAACGGGAAGAGGAAGAAGCAAAGAGGAGAGCGGAGGAAGAAGCGAGAAAACGACAGGAAGAGGAGGCUAAGAGGAGAGAACAAGAGCAAGAGGAAGCUAGGAAGAGAGAAGAGGAGGAAGCAAAGAGAAGAGCGGAGGAAGAAGCGAGAAAACGACAGGAAGAGGAGGCUAAGAGGAGAGAACAAGAGCAAGAGGAAGCUAGGAAGAGAGAAGAGGAGGCCGCUAGGAAAGAGGAAGAAGAAAGGAGGAAACGCGAAGAAGCAGCAGCAGCAGCAAAAAGAAGGGAAGAGGAAGAAGCGAGACAACAAGAAGAGGCGAAGAAGAGAGAGCAAGAGCAAGCGGCAAAAGAAGAGGAAGAAGCGAGAAGGAGAGAAGAAGAGCAACAAGAAGCCCAAAGGAGAGAGGAGGAAGCAGCCAGGUGGAGACAGCAACAAGAAGAAGAAGCCAAAAGGAGAGCGGAGGAGGAAGCUAGGAAGAGGCAGGAAGAGCAAGAAGGGCAAGCGGCAAAAGAAGAGGAAGAAGCGAGAAGGAGAGAAGAAGAGCAACAAGAAGCCCAAAGGAGAGAGAAGGAAGCAGCCAGAUGGAGACAGCAACAAGAAGAAGCCAAAAGGAGAGCGGAGGAGGAAGCUAGGAAGAGACAGGAAGAGCAAGAAAGGCCGCAACCUGGGAGGGGCGAGGAAGAGCAGGCAGCGGAGCAAGAAAGAAAACGACAGGAGGCACAAAGGGAAGAGGAAGCAGCAAGGCAACGAGGAGGAGGCGGCCAACAAGUAUAUGCAUAA